AUGAGCUCCAUGUUCAAGAAAAAGGGCGGCAUGGCUUUCAAGCCAAAAAUGCCCCAGGCUCGUCCUCGAGCGCCUGGGGCUGCCGCACCUCACCCAUCGAAGGCGCCGUCGUCGGUUGCGCCCGAACCCGCGGCCGCGACAGAGACUCCCGCCGUCUCCAAGGAUAAAACAGUGCAGGAGACCGUCGGGACCAACGUUGGAGCGAAGGAGCCUCAUGGAGAUCAGCCUACCAAUACCCCGCCAUCGACCGAGCCGAACAUAACACGGGCUGGUGUGCCCCAAAUACAACCGCCAGCGGACGGGCAUGUUGGCCCUGCUCCGACAUUAGACAAGACCAACGAAAAGAGAGCCUUCGAUUUUCCCACCAGCCAGCCAACAGCACAGGUGCCGACUACCUCUACGCAGAGUGCCCAACAGCCGGCAAUUACAGCUGGUUCGGCAGUUGACCCAGCCAAUGUGCUCGAGACGUCGACGCCUGUUCAGCUACAAACACCGCCCGCCACUGCCCCCUCCACAACCGACGUGGUGCCUACGACAGAAACCCAGGCCGACAUUGGGCCCGAGCCGGUGAGCGCAGCGAGUGAUGCACCGAACGCAAUUACAAAAGCAUCCGCCAAGCGACCCCGAAAACGAGCCCCUCAGACGGCUGAGAAUGCUGAAACAGCCGAGGACGGCACCGCGACCCCGAAGCCCAAACGGCCGCGGAAACAGAAGGAGGUUACUACGGAUGGCGAGGCAGCCCCAAAACGUCCGCCUCGACCGAGGAAGAAGAAGACGCCAGAGGACGGCGCCGCGACUGAGACAGACACCACAAAGACGUCGACGAGACCCCGACGAGCCCGGUCGGUGACCCCGGAGGACGCUGAGAACCAGGAGGCCGACCUCAGCACCCUCACGAUGGGAGAUCUGACGAGGGACCUCCGUAUCGGCAAGAAGUUCAGCCGACACGAUGAGCUCCUGCAGCGCCACCGCGAGAAGCAAGCGAAGGCUAGGGAAAGGCUCAAGGCCAAGAGGAAUGGCUCGGAGGACGUUGCUUCUGAGAGCGGGACGCCAGCGCCCACGUCGAGCGGGCAGGCGACACCUGCGCCUCUUGCCCCACCGAAGCCGACCAGUAUGGCCUCGACAGGGCCCCAGUUCCAGAUCAUCGACGGCCAGAUCGUGGUGGACCAGAACUCCUUGAGCCUCGACAGGCACGCCAUCGCCGCCGCGGCCGCCGAGGGCGAGGACAUGCUCGAGAUCGAGGAGAACGACUUUACCACGCUCACGACGCAGAACAGCUACCGCACGGGCUCGAAGCUCAAGGGGCCCAACGUGUGGACUGAGGAGGAGACGGAGCUCUUCUACCGUGGGCUGCGCAUGUUCGGCACCGACUUCCAGAUGAUCAGCGGCAUGUUCCCCGGCAAGAACCGGCGGCACGUCAAGAUGAAGUUCAACCGCGAGGAGCGCCACGCGCCGGCGCGCAUCGACGCCAUCCUCGUCGGCAAGAAGGAGCUCCAGAUCGACCUCGAGGAGUACAAGACGUGGACUAAGGCCGAGUACGAGCCCGUCGAGGCCAUUAUGGCGGCGCAGCGCGCGCAGCAGGCCGAGUUCGACGCCGAGCAGGCCAAGAUCAAGGCGGCCAAGGACGCCAUCAACGCCAGGAACUACGCCUCUCUGCAGGACAAGGGCGAAGGCGGGCCGACAGAGGAGUCGUCGGCGGCGGGUGGUGGUGGUGGGGCCGGCAGCAGCGGCAAAUCCAAGCCGAAGCAGCAGGCCAACGUCGGUCCUCAAAUAACGGUCGACGCCGACGGCAUGAUCACCAUUGACGAGACCGACAUGGACCCGGACGCCGGGCGGGGCAAGAAGAGGGGCGCGGGCAAGGCCAAGAAGAAGGCCGUCGAGUACAACAUGCGCGGCGAGAUUAUCAACCGAUGA
Colletotrichum spaethianum is the source of this 1914-nucleotide messenger RNA. RefSeq names its product transcription factor vib-1. Bases 1 to 1914 code for a protein of 637 amino acids. The transcript has a single exon. Gene Ontology annotation, molecular function: TFIIIC-class transcription factor complex binding. NCBI's taxonomy places the organism in Eukaryota, Fungi, Ascomycota, Sordariomycetes, Glomerellales, Glomerellaceae. The record is from RefSeq and is a predicted model, not a curated record. Gene Ontology annotation, cellular component: transcription factor TFIIIB complex. Gene Ontology annotation, biological process: RNA polymerase III preinitiation complex assembly.